AUGUCUUCUUUCGGUUACCACUUUCAACACCAUCCUUCUACAGCUUCCUCGGGCAACCGCUCGCUCCCAACUUUCAUUGAGAAGUUCGAGGCAGGGAGGUCCUUCGAGAUGGAGGAUGAUUUUGCAUUCAUCCCAGAGCUGUGUACCGAAGAAGAACGUCAAAUGAUGGACUUCUCGGGUUCAGAUCGCUCAUCAAACUCCAGCGGAUCACCUCAGUCAUCUCCACUACAACACCAAGUACAGCCUUCGACUGCUUACCCUCACGCUGCCCCAUAUGCGAACAUGUUCAACCCCAAUAUGCACAUGAAAUAUCAAGCCCCCGCUGCGCUACCUCCAAGACAGCGCAACGCCAUCCCCAUUGUCAACCCCAACACUGGUCUGCGAGUCGCAUCUCCCCCUCUUGCAUCACCUAGCAGGAUGCCUACCUCUAAUCUGGCAAGGAGGGUAUGGUAA
Molecule: messenger RNA, 453 nt
Organism: Morchella sextelata
Lineage: Eukaryota; Fungi; Ascomycota; Pezizomycetes; Pezizales; Morchellaceae
Exons: 3
Coding region: 1-453 (150 amino acids)
Source: RefSeq, a predicted model, not a curated record